CCAGUGCCUCCCAGGCAGUGCUGCAGCAUUACUCGCCAGCUUGUCUCGCCCAAUCGCCUCAAACGGCUACAGAAAACCGCCUUGGCUGCAACAAGUCCCUGCAUCCUCCUCUGAGCCAACGGAAAAGCUGCAUAUAGGAAAAACAACACCGUUGAGCGGUGGAGCCUCUUUUUUUAAUUUUUUUUUUUUUUUUUGCAGUGGAGACUCUAAAUGGACAAGAGCUAUAAAACAUCCUCCCUUCGCUUUCUGAGAGAGCUUUUCUGUUGAGAACUUUUUCACUUUUUCCCCCCGUGCGCUCUGGCUUUUCCUCUUGGCGCUCCGUUACCCACGGUUACCCUGAGGGGAUUGUGAUUCGCUAGGAGCCGGGGAGGGAGUUUCCACGUGUCCUGGGUGUGUGUGUGUGUGUGUGUGUGUGAGUCAGAUGCAGUGUGUGUAUGUUGCUUUAAGACUCAACGAGGCUUCGCGAGGAGAAUCCACUUUGAGAUCAGAGAACACCAGCUAGAUUCCUCCUUUGCAAGCUCUUCAAAGAGCUUUUAGAUUAAAGCCCGGGCCACGGAGAUGACGGAGGAAUGAGUUUAUUUCAAGACAUGAGGUGCACAUAGGAGCUCCAAUCGCAUAAGACUUUCAGAGAGGCCAGGAUGGGGAAUUCAGAAAGCCAGUACAGCAUCCAGGGCCCCAAAGGCACAAGCUUUAUCUUCCCUGGGAAACAGAAGCCAUAUUCAUUGAAGCUCGGCUCAGCCAAAGAUGAAGUUCUGUCACCACACACGUGGUGGAAAAACGCUCCAGCAGGCUCAGGGUACAAGGCCAGGUGUGUUGGCCGUGGUUGUCUUUCUCCUCCUAAAAGCAGACAGCCUUACUCCGCCAGACACUGUGAUUAUGUCACCAAGGGAGCGAGGAGCAGCCCAAGUCAGCAUCGCUGGCAUCAGACCCCUGGAUGCGGUAUACCGAGGCGGCAUGUGUCAGAUGAUUAUGAGGAUAAUCCGUAUGGGGCAGAGCUUAAUGGGCACACCUUGAAUGGACAUGAGGACGAGCAUGAGGUUUUAGAGGAGCAGAGCAGCCCACGGGUGGUGAUCAAAAAGGACGGCAGUCUCAGGGUAGAGUUCACCAACACCUCAGGAAAUCCCCUCCUCCUGGACGGGACCUCUGGCCCCGUCCAGCUCCUCAAGUUCUCUCCCAAUCCGGAGUCUGCCUCCAACCCCAGUUUGCCUGGUUCUAGUGGCAGCAGACAGGAUGACACCCGCAGUGGUCCACCACCAGCCUCUACCUCCUCCACUGCCAGGACAAGCAAGGGGAGCUCACUGAGCUCUGAUGGCUCUUGGUAUGACUCUCCCUGGGGGCCCAGCACAGAGCUCUGUGAGCAGGACCAACCUGGCUCUGCCAGCAGAACGUUACUGCCCUCCCCCAUCCACCAACGCGACUCCUUCGCAGAACAGCCCCCACCCGUGUCCAUCACAGACCUUUACAGGGACCCCACAAUGUCCGCUACAUUUCCCACAGCCAGGGACUUGUCCUGCCAGAUGCAGGAGCCCCAGCCAGUCCAGAGGCCACAUCGAGCCUCUUUUGCAUCUGUCCUUGAUGUUCCUUUGGAGGAAGAAUGCCCGGAGGCCCGUCAGUACUCGUCAUACACCCUGCCCUGUCGUAGGCCCAAAGCUCACACCAUUGGCGAGAACUCGGACCAGUACCCUGACCGGGAGCAGCACCAGGAAGAGCCUGGAUCUGAUUUCAUCUUCCACAAGAAGGACUCCAUCAAAAACCGCAUCAGGCGCUUCAGUGACUGGACAGGGAGCCUCAGCCGUAAGAAGAGAAAAUCUCAGGAAACUAGGUACAAGGACUUGACCGAUGCCUUCGACAGUGGGGUUGACGGUCUGACUGCAGACACCAGCUCCCCCUCUCAGGUCUCUAGCCUGUGGUUCCCCGGAGCCUCCCGGGCUCAAUCUUCAGGAGCCAUUCACCAAACAACCAGCGACGCCGUCCGGCAAAACAUCUACGAGAACUUCAUGAGGGAGCUAGAGACGGGCACCGGACAGGGAGCAGGGUUAGGGGGCGACAGAAGAGACCCAUCCACUGGCACGGAGGAGGGCGACAGCAGCAGCGAGUCGGCCGAGGGAUCCCUGGAGGAGCUGGACCUUCAGUUCGAAAAGGAGCAGGGGGUGGUGAGACGGGCGGGCUGGCUUUCUUUCAAACCUCUCAUCACCCUGCACAAGGACAGGAAGCUGGAGCUGGUGACCCGCCGCAAGUGGAAGCAGUACUGGGUGACCCUGAAAGGAUGUACGCUGCUGUUUUACGAAACUUACGGUAAAGGCUCUCCGGAGCAGGAGCUGUCGCCUCGCUACGCCCUCUUGGCUGAGGACAGCGUUGUCCAGGCCGUUCCCGAACACCCCAAGAAGGAGAACGUGUUCUGCCUCAGCAACUCGUACGGUGACGUCUACCUCUUCCAGGCCAGCAACCAGACCGACCUGGAAAACUGGGUGACAGCCAUCCACUCUGCCAGUGCCUCGCUGCUGGCCAAGCGCCAGGGGAAGGAGGAUACGGUGCGUCUGCUGCGGAGCCAGGUCCGUGGCCUGCUGCAGAAAAUCGACAUGGACGGGAAGAUGAAGAAGAUGGCCGAGCUGCAGCUGACCGUAGUCAGCGACCCCAAGAACCGCAAGGCCAUUGAGAACCAGAUCCAGCAGUGGGAGCAGAACCUGGAGAGGUUCAACAUGGAUCUCUUCAGGAUGCGCUGCUACCUUGCCAGUCUACAGGGCGGGGAGCUGCCCAACCCAAAGGGCCUUUUGGCCAUCGCCAGCCGGCCCACCAAAACUACACUGGGACGCCUUGGGAUUUUCUCCGUCUCCUCCUUCCAUGCACUGAUUUGUUCCAGAGACGAAGCCACGGUCAGGAGGCGCUCAUUGUCCCUGACGCACAGACAGCGCAAAAGAGGUCUGUUCUCCUCGCUCAAAGGUCUCGACAACCUCACCAAGAGAGGCCGGGACAAGAGACCCUCUGCCUCCCAGAUCUUUGAGAGCGACGCUGGAGGUCAGACGUACGCCCUGCCCCCCAGGAGCACCGAGAGGCUCGACGUGCUGGCCAGCAUCUACUCCAUGUCGCCCCCCGAGGGCGGUGUUUGGGACAGCUUCGGAGACGUGCUGGUGUGUGUCUACAUGCCAGACGGCCUGACAGUACAAGUUCCCGUCAGACGAGACCAGACAGCCGCUGACCUUCUCUCUGCAGCCUGCAAGGUGAAACAGCUGGAGCCGAGGCUGCACUGCCUCCGAGCGCGCAGGCGACUGGGACAGGACGCCGAGGCUCGACACGUGCACCCGGGCGAGCUCCUCCGCGAUCUGGUCAACGAUCAGCUGGAGGUGGUCCCCGAUAAUGUGUUUACCCUGCACAUGAGCCGGCAGAGCGGCUCUGGAGACUUUGGGUUCGCAGUGACAGGACACAUAGACUUCCAGAAGAACAGCAGGAUAUUUGUCAGUGAAGUGCUUCCCGACGGACUGGCCUUCAAUGAAGGUCUGCGUCCGGGCGACGAGAUCCUAGUGCUGAACGGCCGCUGUGUGUCCGGUCUGGACCUGGCGUUGAUCCAGACGCUGUUCGCCGAACAGACCCUCCACCUGAGCCUGAGGCGGGACGGGCCCCCGCCGCCGAAUGCGUCCACAGAGCGCCCGACCCUUCAGCGCAAACGCAGCCUGGAGGUUCGCGGCAAGCACCACCGGGCCAAAUCCUCAUCAGAUGUGUGCACUGCAGCUGACGGGGCUGAGGCCCAGCACGUAGGACUGGAGAAUGGUCACUCCCACUGCGCACACAGGCCUGUUCAGCACAGCAAGAGCGUGGACACAGUGUGCACCCUCUACCAGUCGUUCCAGGAGGGGACGGGCUCAGGGACCGGGGGUUUGAUGGACGACACCAGGGAGGCUUCAGGGAGGCAGGGAGGGGGUGCCGGCUCGGGUCCUACAGGAGAGGCUGCCCUACUCAGACCUUGCCCCAAGCACAUGAGCGCCACCGAGAGGUUACGCAAGGUCAUCCAGGAGCUGGUGGACACAGAGAAGUCGUACGUGAAGGACCUGGCCUGUUUGUUUGAGAUCUACCUGAAACCGCUGCAGAAUGAAACCUUCCUCACUCAGGACGAGAUGGAGAGUUUGUUUGGCAGCCUGCCCGAGAUGCUGGACUUCCAGAGGGUCUUCCUGCAGACGCUGGAGGAGAGGAUCGCCUCCUCGCCUGACUUCAGCACCCUGGAAACCCCUUCCCAGUUCAAGAAACUGCUGUUUUCCCUCGGGGGUUCAUUCCUCUACUACGCUGACCACUUCAAGCUCUACAGCGGCUUCUGCGCCAACCACAUCAAGGUCCAAAAGGUCUUGGAGAGAGCUAAGACGGAUCAGGCGUUCAAAGAAUUCCUGGAUGCGAGGAACCCCACCAAGCAGCACUCCUCCACUCUGGAGUCGUACCUGAUUAAACCGGUGCAGAGGGUGCUCAAGUACCCCCUGCUGCUGAGGGAGCUGGUCUCCCUCACCGACGCCGACAGCGAGGAGCACUACCACCUCACCGAGGCUCUGAAGGCCAUGGAGAAGGUGGCCAGCCAUAUCAAUGAGAUGCAGAAGAUCUACGAAGAUUACGGCUCUGUGUUCGAUCAGCUGGUUGCUGAGCAGACUGGCCACGAUAAAGAGGUCACAGAGAUUUCUAUGGGAGAGUUUCUCAUGCAUUCCUCAGUGGUCUGGCUCAACCCCCUCCCAUCGCUGGGCCGCAUGAGAAAAGACCCUGAGAUGACCGUGUUUGUGUUCAAGAAAGCGGUGAUAUUGGUCUACAGGGAAAACAACAAGCUGAAGAAAAAGAUGACCAACCCGCGUUCGGCGCUUUCUCACGGUGAUUCGGACCCCUUCAAGUUCCGCUGGCUCAUCCCGCUCUCUGCGCUGCAGGUCAGGCUGGGAAAUGCUGCAGGAACAGGCACUGAAAGCAGCUGCAUCUGGGAGCUCAUUCACUCCAGGUCUGAAGUGGAAGGGAGACCGGAGACGGUGUUCCAGCUGUGCAGCAGUGUGCCGGAGAGCAAGGUCAGCAUCGUCAAGGUGAUUCGCUCCAUCCUCAGGGAGAACGUGAGGAGGACCAUGAGGUGCGAUGGCACGCUGGAGAGGAGCUGUAAGGAGCGCCUGGCUCCUCUGCGCAACACCCGGCCCUCCUCCGCCAAGCUGGGUUCCUCCAGAGCUUCCUGGCUGUGUAAGCCGCCGCUUGGAGAGCCGCCCAGCCAGGGAGGAAACGGCAAACUGGCUCCAGACUCGGAUGAAGGAAGCCUAAGCAGUGGAACCUUCAGUAUGUCUGGGGCUCCUCCAGCUCCCUCCUCCGACUCCCAGACCGCCCCUGUUCCGCAGAACUGGCCCCAGCCACAAGGCUCCGACUCCCAAGCCCGCCCCGCCUCUGUGAAGGAGUCGGACAUUCUAAGCGAUGAGGAUGACGAUGGUUUUAGUGAGGAGAGAACAAGGAGGGACAGCGGAGAUGGCCACUCCCCAGCUAGUGCAAUCGAGGUUCAGUUCCUCCAACUUAAACUGUCGGAGGACGCUGUGCCAAAGAGCUCACCGGCCCCCUGCGUCCAGCCCGAGGCGGUCGGGGACACUCCGGAGAUCCAGCCCAAGCUAACGCGGGGACACGUCAGCGCUGUCCACAGGAAAGUCAACAGUUUCAGGAGGAGCCAGGGUGCACUGUUGAACAUGAACCAGCAGAGCAGGUCACUGGACAGCCAGGCGGAUGCAGCGUCGGCGUCUGCGGAUCUCAACACGCUGCUGGAGAGAGAGUUCAGCGUCCAAAGCCUGACUUCUGUAGUGAACGAGGACUGUUUCUAUGACCCGGCUGAGAGCUGUGCCACCGACUCUGAAAAUGCCACCUCCUCGUAGGGGCCAGUAUGUGCAGAGCAGAGCAGAAUAUAUUAUACUGUAUCUGGCCCUCAAGUUAGUGGCCAUGAAGGUGAGGGGGGGGGGGUCUGACUGAAGGCUCUGCCAGGGUGACUGUGAAGCUUUCUCACACCCGCCUGUAAAAGGUUAGACAUAAAUGAUCUGAUCUGAUGGAGGCCUGUUGGCUGGCAGACUAGGCUUCUCCCUUAGUGAGGCGUACUGCGGUGAUUUCUGUCCCAGUGAUAAUGACUGCAAUGAAUCUGCCAAGCACUGAUGUGUGCCCGCGCUCCCCUCAGCUCUCAAACCUUCUGAGUGGCAUAUUCCGUUCAAGUUUCGCCCUCGCAGCUCGCACUGAUCGGCAGUUUUUAUUUGAUUUUCAACCUUUUAUGUGAAGGAAUGAGGUGUACGUCCUUGUCCGCCAGUCCCAAACGCAGAAAGAGGGGGUGAAGUCUGCACCAGGUGUAUAUUUAGCCACGGGAUACUGAGAUGAAUUAAGUUUCUCAGGCAGGCAGACAGGCUGGUGAAUGGGCACAGUUUGCCAGGCAGCAGGCGUCCACAUGAGAUCAGCAUUGAAUCAUAUACGAUUUCACAGAAUAAAACACUGUCGGUCACUGCUAGUAUAAAUAGGAGGCACUGAGGAAAGGAAGAAAAAAAAAAAAAAAAGCUUCACAGACAUAUGAAGAUCCACCUAAAGAGCUGCAGUGGUCAGGUCAGACUUCCCGAGAGGUGCCGUUAGCUCCCCCAGACAGGAAGGAGGCCGACUUGCAUAACAAAGCCUUUCUUGCUGUAUUUUGUGCACUAAAGUACACUGUUUGCCUAUAUAUUUGAAAUAUUUUGUACCUGUACAGGUUUUAAUGUUAUUACUGCUGUUUUUAUUUAUUACUAGGUUUGAUUACGUUAUAUUAUCAUAGCUGAGAAACCUUUUUGGGUGAAGGCUUGAACUCUUGGCUACGUAUUUGAUCGCCUCUUGAACAAUAAUAAUAAUAAUAAAAAGUUAAUACAGUUUGAUGUUUAUUCAUUUUAAAUGUAGCCUACUGGAUUUGGUUGUGUUUCGCUGAAGACUGUAAUUUCCAGCGUAUGCAUUGGAAUGUACAAGCUUUUCUAAGAUUGACUGAUUGACUUACAUCGCAAUAAUGUUUAAAGCCCAAAUGUUUCUUUUUAUGUUUAUACGUAUCCUGUACAUACAUAAUCUUUUCUAUCUUUGAAACAUUUAUGUAUUCUCAUACAUACUUGACACUGUACAGGUGAGAAACAAGGCAGGAAUUAAUGCAAUAAAUGCAGCUGAUAUUUUUUUAAACCUCGUUUGCCACAGCAUAAAGUACACACUGAGGUACAUUUAAAAAAAUAAAAUAAAAUAAAAAAUAAUGGCAAACUACAUAAUUUACCCUUUCAGCUCUACUUUACAUGCCUUCAAUGCUAGCAUACCAAUGAAUGUGAAUGCUCCGUUCUUAUGGAAUUGUUUUCUAAAUAAAAGUUUUUAUCUGUGAAUGAUA
Messenger RNA from Mugil cephalus (flathead mullet), 7348 nucleotides. RefSeq names its product TIAM Rac1 associated GEF 2a (gene tiam2a). The record is from RefSeq and is a predicted model, not a curated record. The transcript is spliced from 27 exons. Gene Ontology annotation, biological process: activation of GTPase activity; positive regulation of axonogenesis; small GTPase-mediated signal transduction. Gene Ontology annotation, molecular function: protein binding; guanyl-nucleotide exchange factor activity. Bases 639 to 5858 code for a protein of 1739 amino acids. Gene Ontology annotation, cellular component: synapse; membrane. Lineage: Eukaryota; Metazoa; Chordata; Actinopteri; Mugiliformes; Mugilidae.